CCCAACCUAUUUCACUCCACCCUGAUUCAAUUAUAAGUUAACGCUGCUCACAUGAAAUAGACAAAAACCUGCUAUCUACCGAGUAAACAUACGUAUUCUUACUGGCAGGGAGAGAGUGUUUGUUCUUACUCAGAGAAGACGGUAAUUCUUUUUGUGCAAGCUUCAAUUUGAAGAAUCUGUUCGAGGUGUUCAUGGCCAAACCCGUUUCGACUCUUCUUUUAGCCAGUGUGUUUCUUCACGUCGUAGAAGGUUUCAACUCAUUAGAAAAGGAACUACCCUCGUUGAUCAGAGAGAAACGUCUUUCAGAUGUCCUAGACGAACCAGGUGACGAUGAUGCAGCUGAAACUAAAAUGAAUUCAAAAGUUGGAGGAAACAGUAGAUUCAGCAGUGAUACGCAUAACACUGCGAUUGAAAGCCAAUCAACGCCAAAAACUGAUAAGAACAGACACCAAGAAACAACGGUCCACUCUCAGUUAAACCGAAAAAAGCAUCACACGGUAAUUUUGCCGGGAGUUAAAUUUGGCUUGUUGAGCCAAGAAGUGCCAGGAGCUUCACCUCCAAAUGAAGAAAUGCAGCAUCGAAUGAGAAUGAGAAUGAAGCGUAAGAAACGCCGUCGUCUUAGAGCCCUGAAACGAAUAUCUGAAUCUAAGACUGAUCAUAAUACGCAAACCGAUGGGCUAAUAAGGAAUCCAGAAUCAUUAAAAACGUCAUCAGUGGAACAACGGCUGACGUCCGCACCGAAAGAAUCAGAGAUGAAAUCUUCAUUUUCAGAAGCCCAUACAACUAAUCCUGCAUCUUCUUCUUUGAGGUCUCCAGAAAAAUCAAAAAGAAAUCCUUUAUUAUCAAAACAAUCGAAAAAUUCUAAAAAGCAAGAAGUAUUUACUGAUUCUUAUAGUCCAUCUUCACUUAAGCGACCCAAACGCAUCCCUUUAAAUAAUGACAAUGGUGACACAAAUCGUUUUUCUUCGUUGGAAAUUACAUUAAAGUCAAAAAUACUGUCACUUAAUCCUUUACCAAAGUCAUCUUCGACUGGUCUAUCAUCUAGUUCGAUCGAUGAAAUGCCAGCAGUGGAUAUGCUUAGUAACUUCUUCCAGCAUGCUGGAUUAGCAAGUGCUACAACGAUUGAGACAAACAGAAAGUUGGAACAAGACGAUGUCAGAAAUCCACGAAAUGAGAUUCCAAAAAAGUCAACUCAGGAAACAAGAAGGCCUGUACAACAGAAGCAUGCAUAUAUUGAAAACGCGAGGCAGGAGAAGAGGGAUCAAAGUGAUGACGAUUAUGAACUAAAACUAUUGGAGUUCCAGAAGAAAGCAAUAGAAGAAGAAGAGAAAAAGCUAAAGGAACAAUUUGGAGGACCUGAAAGACAGAAAAUUGAAGUAAACAAGGAAAGUAGAUUGGGACAGCUGAAUCGAAAAAACGAUGAAAAGGAAAAAGAGGUUCAAUUGUUAUUCGAGGAAUUUUCGAAAACAGAUAAGCAAAAUGGUAACAAUCACUUAAAACCAAGUACUCUUGAACAAAGCGGUAAUGAAGGUGUAGAUGGCAAUGAUUCCGGACAGAGGAGAAAGAUGUCCAAAUCUAAAGAUGACCGAAUUAUUAAGAAACAGAGAACCAUAAACGCUGGUGGAAACUCAGGGAAUGAUGACGAAAUAACAGAAGUAGCAUUUUACGAGAAGCAAGAUGACAUCACAAACCAAAACAAGAACAACGACGGCUUAACCAAGUCAAAGAAAACCAAUGAUAGCAAAGAAUGGAAAAUAACUGAGGGCAAACAUUUUGAGACGAAGGGUAAGAUUAGUUUACCAUCUAAUAGUGACAAUGAUACAAGCAACAUUUUGAUGGACAACAACAUAAUAAACAAAACUAAAGAUGAUCAAAGUGCAAUGAGCUUACGGGAACCUGUGAAACUAUCAGCAGAUCAAAUAGACCGAAAACAGACGCAAAAUAAAAACGAAAAGCACAACAGCGAAAGACUUGAAGAUGACAUGGAAAACGAAGAUUUGAUGGAGAGCAAACAAAAGCAGUUUAGGAAAAAGAGUAAAAGCAAGAUUGAGGUUGACAUUCCAGAGGAGCACAAUGCAGAACUACAAAUUGAAAAAUACAGAGAAAAAGAAAGGAAUGCUAUAAAUACUGAUUCAACGGAGAGCAAUCAGGGAAAGAAAAGUACUGACGAUGUUGGUGUAGAUAUAGAUGUUGUUUCCGAUGACACAAAUCUACCAAUAUUUACAGAAAUAAAAGACAAAGAACAAGAGGUAAGCAAAAGAAUAAAUGCAAAUGUUGGAAAAAAAGAAAGUGAAUCCCUGAACAAAGAAAAGAAAAAAGAAAUGGCUGACUAUGUUGAUUCAGACACUGAAAUGAGUGACAAUAACAACAAAAGCAACAGCAACAACAGCGACAGUAACAGCAAUAGUAGUAAAUACGUCGACAACAACAACAACAACAGUAGCAAAAUCAACAACAGCAAAAAAAGCGACAGCAACAACGAUGGCAGUAUGAAGCUGCAGCAAAUAAUAGAUGAUGAAGAUGAUAAUGUCAUGUUACAUGAUAACCGUUUGAUGUACAUUUUAACAGGCGAGGGAGCAAAACCUCCCAAACAAAAAAACACAGAACCAAGCAACAACAGAGAAGCCGAGAAAAUACAGAUCAAGCAAAUAAAUAAUGAUGUCAGAUUAAACAACGAAAAACCGCUCGUUCAAAGACAAAUAAUUAUCAACAAAGGAUUGAAAUCAAAAGUCGAAGAAAUGCAUAACAGAAUCCUAAAUGCACAUAAUAGAGUUAGCCAAGAACUGGAACAAAUGGAGCAAGAACUGAGCACUAAAUUCGAAACUUUGCAGAAAUCAAUGUCGAUGGCAAAGACACUGACAGCCAGUAUUGACAACAAGAUUAAUAACUCGGUACUCAGCGUGAUGAAAUUAGCCACUUCUUCUGCUAAACAAGCCAAAACUAAACUUGAUCUGGUACAAAAAGCUGCAGCAGCCCUGAAUAAUAUCGAAGAAAAAAUCGGUGCAAACGAAACAAGGAACUUUGCAAAAAAGCUGAAAGACAAACUGCCUGAUCUAUCUGCCCAGAAAAACAACACCUACCAAAAAAUACUGGCAAUAAAUAGCGUCAUCACGAAAAUGGAUGGUGCUAGAUUACUUGCUCUGGAUAAAGCAAACACUAGUUAUAAUAGUAAAGCAGAAAUAGAAAACAGUAUGUCCAAGGUUGCGGGUAGCGUACUAGACGAGCUGAAGUCUACAGAGAAGGAGUUAAGUGAUGACACCGAAAUGGAAAUAGAAGACGAAAUAGAAGCGGACAGGAAAAUAAGAGAUGCUAAAACAAGGAAUUAUAAAGCAGCAGUAAAAACAGCACAGGCUUUAGAAAAGAUUGAGGGAUACUUGAAACAGCUAGAAAAUGACGAAAACAGAUUGAGAACUUUAGAGAAUUAAACAAUGCUUUUCAGUUAUGAUUAAUAGAGUUGGAAAAAAAACGAAACUAUACGAAAGCACUGCGUUAUUAGUACACAUCUUUUUUUCUUCAAUAGGGAAACCUUCCGGAUUACUGACAAGCUAUAAUGUAGACUUUUCAGUCUUACUUGUUUAAAGCUAUUUCCAGUUAUCUAAUCUGGAAAAUUUCAGUGUGGUUUUAUUUCAUUGAUUGAAUGAGCGUAAUAGCAUACCAAAAUAAAAUAUCGAUGCUACAAACAUUUUAGUGAGGUGAGCUUCUUAGAUGAUCUAUCUCAUGUCCCUUGGACUGUCAUUGAUACUCUUGAUGAUGUGGAUGAUUGUCUUGACAUAUGGUACAAGUUGUUUCUUGAAGUAAU
Molecule: messenger RNA, 3799 nt
Organism: Actinia tenebrosa (Australian red waratah sea anemone)
Lineage: Eukaryota; Metazoa; Cnidaria; Anthozoa; Actiniaria; Actiniidae
Source: RefSeq, a predicted model, not a curated record